GCUCACUGCUCAGUGUCAUCAGCAAGCACCUAUCGCCGGUCCAAAUCGCUCGGCCCCCUCCUCGAAAGAGAGAGCCUUUACCUGGUUUGGAUUUGGAUAUGCACCCGCCCGCGCGUAUGGGCGUGCCCGGCUGCCCGUCCCGUCCGUGUAUAUAAUGCAGGGCCUCCUCGCUGUACUUGUCUCGUCGGUCGUCGGUUCGUCACACCGCACCAGGUGCCAGCAGCUGCGUCCUGUCUAGGUGUCUGAGCAGGAGGCAAGGCGGGGAAAGGCUGCCCGUGCCUCCACUCCCGUCGUCUCCAACCAUUGUCCGACCCCGCGGCGGCAUCCUCAGCUUCUUGCAGGGCACCGCAGGCCGGUCGAAUCUAACUAGAGCAGAGGGAGGGAGUGAAUCUGGAAGCAGCGGCGAGAUGUUGGAGAAGAAGUGCGAGUUCAACGGGGAGGAGGUGAUCGCCGAGUUCGAGGAGCUGACGCGGGACGCCACCGCCGUCCAGCGGGAGACGCUGCGCCGGAUCCUCGCCGACAACGCCUCCGCCGAGUACCUCCAGGGGCUGGGCGUCGCCGGCCGCACAGACCCGGACUCCUUCCGGGCCUGCGUGCCGCUCGCCACGCACGCCGACCUCGAGCCCUACAUUGCGCGCAUCGCCGACGGCGACACCUCCCCAGUGCUCACCGCCACGCCCGUCACCUCCAUUUCCCUCAGCUCCGGCACGACUCAGGGGAAGCGCAAGUACCUGCCCUUCAACCAGGAGCUCGUCAAGUCCACGAUGCAGAUAUACCGGACCUCCUACGCCUUCAGGAACAGGGCGUUCCCCGUCGAGGACGGCAAGGCGCUGCAGUUCAUCUACGGCAGCCGGCAGUUCACUACCAAGGGCGGGCUCACGGCGACCACGGCCACCACCAACGUGUACCGCAGCGAGGAGUUCAUGCCCACGAUGCGCGCCAUCCAGUCGCAGGUCUGCAGCCCCGACGCGGUGAUCUUCGGCCCCGACUUCACGCAGUCGCUCUACUGCCACCUCCUCUGCGGCCUGCUCUACGCCGACGAGGUCCGCAUCGUGUCCGCCACCUUCGCGCACAGCGUCGUGCUCGCCUUCCAGACCUUCGAGCGGGUGUGGGAGGAGCUGUGCGCCGACAUCCGCCACGGCGUCCUAUCGCCGACGCGGGUCACCGCGCCGGCCGUCCGCAAGGCCGUCUCGGCCCUCCUAGCGGAACCGAACCCCGCGCUCGCCGACGACGUGGCGCGCAAGUGCUCCGCGCUGAGCAACUGGUACGGGGUGAUCCCGGCGCUGUUUCCCAACGCCAGGUACGUCCACGGCAUCAUGACGGGGUCCAUGGAGCACUACGUCAAGAAGCUCCGGCACUACGCCGGCGGCCUGCCCCUGGUCGCCGCAGAGUACGGCUCGUCCGAGGGGUGGGUAGGCGCCAACGUGGAGCCCGAGACGCCACCGGAGUCCGCCACGUUCACUGUGCUCCCCAACAUCGCCUACUUCGAGUUCAUCCCUCUGACGACCAGCGACGGCGGAGCCUGUGCCGACGCGAGCUACGCCGAGGCAGAGCCCGUCGGCCUGACGGAGGUCACCGUCGGCGAGCACUACGAGGUUGUCAUGACCACCUUCGCAGGGCUGUACCGGUACCGGCUGGGGGACGUGGUGAAGGUGGCCGGGUUCCACAACUCGACGCCAAAGCUCAAGUUCGUGUGUCGGCGGAACCUCAUGCUGUCCAUCAACAUCGACAAGAACAGCGAGCUGGACCUGCAGCUCGCCGUCGACUGCGCGGCCAAAAUCCUGGCCGCCGAGAAGCUGGAGGUGGUCGACUACAGCAGCCACGCCGACGUGUCGUGCGACCCGGGCCACUACGUCAUCUUCUGGGAGCUCAACGCGGAGGCUAACGACGACGUGCUGCAGAGCUGCUGCGACGAGCUGGACCGGGCGUUCACCGACCCCGGGUACGUGGGGUCGAGGAAGGCGCGUGCCAUCGCGCCGCUGGAGCUGCGGGUGCUGCAGCGGGGCACGUUCCAGAAGGUGCUGAGCCACUACAUCUCCCUCGGCGCCCCCGUGAGCCAGUUCAAGUCGCCGCGGUGCAUCGGCCGGUCCAACGCCGGCGUCCUCCAGAUCCUCUCCGGCAAUGUCAAGGCCUUCUUCAGCACCGCCUACGACUGACGGACACCACGCGCCUCGAGCAGGUGGCAGACGGUGACGCAGCGAGCAUACAGUGACAGAUUAGGUAGCUGCAGCAGUCGUGCAAUAGUUGCAGUUCAUCAGGAGUUGCACGCAGAUGCAAGUGGGUGUGAUCGUGGUAGAAUCGGCGCUGGUUCAGUGGCCGCAACUGAUUUAUCUAUUGCCAAAUGUGCACUGUCCAAAUUGUGUCUUGUAUCUGCCGGUUCUGCGUCAUGGAGUUUUUUUAAUAA
Messenger RNA from Phragmites australis (common reed), 2404 nucleotides. RefSeq names its product jasmonoyl--L-amino acid synthetase GH3.3-like. Bases 408 to 2156 code for a protein of 582 amino acids. Gene Ontology annotation, molecular function: acid-amino acid ligase activity. NCBI's taxonomy places the organism in Eukaryota, Viridiplantae, Streptophyta, Magnoliopsida, Poales, Poaceae. The record is from RefSeq and is a predicted model, not a curated record. Gene Ontology annotation, cellular component: cytoplasm. The transcript has 5 exons.